Melanaphis sacchari is the source of this 1281-nucleotide messenger RNA. Its product is annotated as ectonucleoside triphosphate diphosphohydrolase 5-like. The record is from RefSeq and is a predicted model, not a curated record. Gene Ontology annotation, biological process: nucleoside diphosphate catabolic process. Gene Ontology annotation, molecular function: UDP phosphatase activity; GDP phosphatase activity. Gene Ontology annotation, cellular component: membrane. NCBI's taxonomy places the organism in Eukaryota, Metazoa, Arthropoda, Insecta, Hemiptera, Aphididae.
AUUGUUGAAGAAGAUGAUACUUACAAAAAUGAUAAAACAAAACCUAAAAUAAAUCAAACUAAAUAUUUACUGUAUAGUAUUUUUGUUAUAAUUUUUUUGGUAAUAUCUUCGUAUUACACUUUAUAUAAACCAGAUUAUGGUAACAUAAUUGUUAAUGCCCAACCAUUAUCAGAACCUACGAAUAUGUAUGCUGUUAUUAUUGAUGCAGGAAGUACUGGUUCAAGAGUAUUAGCAUUUGCUUUUCAAAAAACACCAGGUAAUUACUUAGAACUAAAAAAUGAAAUAUUUGUAGAAGUUAAACCAGGCUUAUGUAGUUUUGCCGAUAAUCCUACAAAAGCAGCUACAUCAAUUAAUGAGUUAUUAACCAAAGCUAUCGAUUUUGUGCCCGAACAGUAUAGGGAAAAUACACCACUUAUAAUGAGAGCAACAGCUGGUUUAAGGUUAUUACCAGUUGCAAUAUCAGAUGAAAUUCUCAAUGAAGUAAAAACAUUAUUUAAAGGUAGUCCAUUUCGUACAAAUGAAAAUUCAGUGGGGAUCAUGGAUGGUAUUGACGAAGGUCUUUUUUCAUGGUUUACAGUGAAUUUUCUACUAAAUCAUUUAAAUCAUGACGUAACAAAUACAGUAGCUGCUCUUGAUUUAGGAGGUGGAUCUUUACAGAUUACAUUUCUCCCUACUAAUUGUGAUAAAAUAAAUCAAGAUUUUAUUAUAGAGCGUCCAAUAAUGAAUAAACGAGUAAACUUGUAUAGCCACAGUUAUUUAGGGUUGGGGUUAAUGGCAGCACGAAAAAGUGUAUUUACUAUUGAUAGCGACUCGUUAAAUGUUACUAGCCCUUGUGUUCAAGAGGCAGCCAAAGAAAUACCUUUCAAAUUUAGUCAAAAUAUCUACCGUGUAACUGGCGCGUCAUCAAAAGAAGAUUUAGCUAUUGAUUACCAACAGUGUAAGAAUAUCAUUGAAACUGUAGUUAAAAAUAUACAUAUUGACAAACCCGAAGAUUUUCUCAAACAGAAAAUAGUAGCAUUUUCAUACUUUUAUGGCAAAGCUAAAGACGCUGGCCUUAUUGGCAUUGAAGGAGGUGAUGUUACCAUAAACUUGUAUUAUGAAGCAGCAAAAAGAGUAUGUUCCGAUAGAACUUAUGAUGAGCUAAAUCCAUUUAAAUGCCUUGAUUUAAUAUAUAUUUCUGUUUUAUUGGAGCAAGGUUUUGGUUUACCUGUUGAAACUACAGUUUCUUUAAUGAAAACUGUUAAAGGAUGUGAAAUAAGUUGGGCACUUGGAGCGGCUUAC